Molecule: messenger RNA, 630 nt
Organism: Rosa rugosa (rugosa rose)
Lineage: Eukaryota; Viridiplantae; Streptophyta; Magnoliopsida; Rosales; Rosaceae
Exons: 2
Coding region: 75-413 (112 amino acids)
Biological process (GO): microtubule-based process
Cellular component (GO): dynein complex
Molecular function (GO): dynein intermediate chain binding; dynein light intermediate chain binding
Source: RefSeq, a predicted model, not a curated record
AUACAUAGGCUAAUUAGAAUCUUCCGCAGCACCUUAACUUCUGUAAGAACAUCCUUCACGUAUUUGUCACUAAAAUGCUGGAAGGAAAAGCUGUGGUGCGUGAAACAGAUAUGCCAACUCUCAUGCAGAGUCAUGCCAUGGAAUUGGCUUACAAGGCUCUUGAUCUACAUGAAGUUUCUGAUUGUCGAUCCAUUGCUCACUAUAUCAAGCAGAAAUUUGAUGAAGCUUAUGGUCCUGCCUGGCACUGUGUUGUGGGCAAAGACUUUGGAUCUUGCAUCACGCAUUUGUGCGGAAGUUUCAUUUUCUUCCAUGUGGAGAUGAUGGAGUUUCUCAUAUUCAAGGAUGGCAGAGAGUCUAGUGAAAGCAGGGAAGAGGCAAUUGGGGUUCUGCAAAAUGGAAGCUUAUCGGAUUAGUGUACUUUACAUAUCGAAUUAGCAUUCUCUAUGUUUAGUAUCUGCAUUGAUCAUGCCUUAGUAUUAGUUCUCUUUCUUUUAUGUCGAUCAGAAAUGUUAUAUACAGGAACGAACACGGUAUGACAGAAGCUAAGUUUUCGAUAAACUUCAAGAGAUUAUAUUGUACAAUGUGUGUGUAUCUACUCAUAAGAAAAGAAUCAGGAAUAUCAUCCUAUCA